AUGCCUCCCAAGAAGACCAAGGCCGAGCGCGCGGCUGCGACCGCCGCGGCUCGCGCCGCCGCCACAGCGGCCCGCGAGGCCAAAAAGCGCAAGGCGUCGGAGGUCGAGGGCGAGGAGGGAGGGGAGGGCGAUGGAGGACAGGACAACGUCCCUCCUCCGGGUCCCGAGCCCGAACCCGAGCCCGAGACUCCGGUCAAGAAGAAGAAGAAGAAGCCCGCCAAGGCGGCCCCUUCUGAGAAGGGAAAGGGCAAGGCCACCGAGGCCGAAGAGGAGGAGGAGGGGGAGGCGGAGCCGCAGCCGCUGAGAGAGGAGCCCUGCGAUCGGUGCGUUCGCAGCGCACUGAACGGGGUCUCUCUCGGUGAUUGCCGCGUCGGUAGCGCAACCAAGUGCGCUCGUUGCAAGAAGGGGAAGACCCCUUGCUAUCCUCUUUCUCGCGCGGCGUUACCGUUCGCCCGCCGAUUCCUCGCCUCCAAGGCGGUCGAGGGCACGCCUCGAAAGGUAUGUUUGGUAUCCGUUUCUUUUAUCUUUCUGUUUCUGACAUGGUGGUCUUUCAGGACCUUGCUCGACUGA
Molecule: messenger RNA, 570 nt
Organism: Colletotrichum truncatum
Lineage: Eukaryota; Fungi; Ascomycota; Sordariomycetes; Glomerellales; Glomerellaceae
Source: RefSeq, a predicted model, not a curated record